CUUUACUGGCACGAUUUCGGUAUUGCAGACAUGUCAUCUCCAGAAAACGUUUGACGUCUCAUCGACAAUUUUAGUUGGUCCAUCCGGACCUUGGUUUACUAUACACUUCUACUGAGCUCAUUCGAUCUGACUGUCCAUCUACUGCCUGAGUGGAUUUUUCAGAUACAAUCAGUGUUACUUUUGCGUUUCUUUUCUUUUUUGUUUCUAACAAAUACACUUUCCUAUGGUAAUUAAUUAAAUCUGUUUGGGAUUUGAUAAAUAUAUUUAUAUAACUAUUAAUCCUAUUCUCAUGAUUGCUCAAAACUAUUUACAAAAUGUUCUUGCGCAAAAAGCUUUAUUUUUAUUGGUUCUUUCGGUAAAUCUUAUACUCUGCCUUUUAAAAAUCAAUGACUAUAUUCAUAUAAAUGCGUGGUUUAUGUUUAUGCCACUUUGGUUAUGGAAUAUUCUAGUGUUUGCGGGUUCGCUCAUUUUAUUCCUACUUAAAUCUCUCAAUUUAACCAAAUUCUGUUUAUUCUAUUAUGUUUAUCAAGUUUUAAUACUCACAUUUCAAAUAUUUCUAUGUAUUAAACUAGAAACAAAUGCAUUAAAUUGGUGUGUAGUCUUUAUACCAAUCUAUUGUUUAUGCGUUUUAGGAUUUUUGACAUUCACAAAAGCGUUUUACGAGUUAACUGUUUAUGAUUGUGAAAAAUUUGUUGCAUUAAAUCUUCCAUGUGUCAUUCUAAUUGCCUUACGUUUAGAUAAUUAUAUUAAUUGGACAUGGGUUGUAGUGUUAAUACCAUUCUGGAUUAUAAUGGGAUUUUUGAUUGUAUUGCUGUUAUUCUUAGUUUGUAUGUUAUGUGGAUUGAGUCGUUUCACUCAGAAAGAUCUUUAUGAUGUUGUUUCAAUGAUUGGAUCCACAUCAAUUGCAUUUACUUUUCUUAUAUUCGUUGUUCUUCUGGUCUGCCGAUUAGAUAACAUUAAACUGUUCACAUAUAAUGAAAUAUUCUUACCAUUAUUUAUUUGUAUUUUGUUUUUGUUGAUUAUGACGAUUUCCACAAAUUGGUUAGUCAGUAAAUUUUGUAGAAAUAUCAAUGGUUCCGAUGGAGGAAAUUGUUUAGUGGAAUAUACCUCUGGAUCUCGGUUACCAGCAAAUACUUCGUUGGACCCUAUUCAAGGAGGAAAUACAAAUGUUGCUAAUAUAACUGUUUCACGUGACAAGUAUUCAGAAGUUCAUCAGAAUCUUACAAAGAACACUGCUUCUGAACCACUUGAAAACAGUAUCGAAACAGUUAUCUCACCCAAUACAGAUGCUCCUUGCAGUAAUUUACUAACCAAAGAAAAACAUUUUAUUCAUUCAAAUAAACUAAACCAACCUAUGAUUAAAGAGAACUCUUUAUCACUUCCGGAUUAAGGUACCUAAAUCUAUUGACGAUCGCGUAUUGAUUUUACAAAUAAUAUUCUUACAUUUGUAAUCUCAAAUAUUGCUUAUUUCUUAAAUGCAAUUGUAGAGGACAAUGUUAUUUCACUGUAAUUUGUAAAACACGCUUUAACUUUUUAUUUUUUUCUUCGUAAAAGACAUUUAUUACAAUAAAUCUGCUUAAUUUGUGUUCAGAUUAAUAGAUUUUGAGCGAUUUUUAAAAUCGUUAUUCAUGUCUGUGAAAUAAGUGAUCAAUUCUGCUUUUUAUAAUGUUCAUUUGUAACUGAUACAACAUUGAAAUAAAUCCCGAGAAAAUGUUUUAAAAAAUCAAUAAUGAUUUUUGAGAAUCUAU
Molecule: messenger RNA, 1748 nt
Organism: Schistosoma intercalatum
Lineage: Eukaryota; Metazoa; Platyhelminthes; Trematoda; Strigeidida; Schistosomatidae
Source: the annotation of a GenBank genome assembly